Messenger RNA from Durio zibethinus, 2224 nucleotides. RefSeq names its product UPF0496 protein At2g18630-like. The record is from RefSeq and is a predicted model, not a curated record. NCBI's taxonomy places the organism in Eukaryota, Viridiplantae, Streptophyta, Magnoliopsida, Malvales, Malvaceae.
UCUGACAAUUACUUUCUCAUUUCCCUUCACUUUCCCUUCGAUUUCCUCAUUCCCGCAACCCCAUCUCUUCUUGCAUUAUCACAAAACAAUGCCUUUCCUUCUUGUAUAAUGCUCCCUUUUUUCUUUUUAAAUCCUUACUCCUAUUUGUUAAAUCUUCAAUUGGGUAUCAAGCUUUGCUCCUUGAGUUCACAAGAUCAUAUAGCUGUUGACCUUGCUUGUUUGUGGUUGGCUUAUAUUUUUGAGCUUUAUUAUCUUCCAAGUAUCUGAAGUCAGAAGUAAUCAGGAAACCAUCGAAUUCUUAGACUUUUCAUCUGAAAUUCAGUGAAAAUUUGGCUACAAGCAAUAGAUUACAAGCAAAAAGUGCUUCUGGGUUCCUAAGAUCUUCUUCAUCACCAUUUGAAUCUUUAUCAGCUAUGAUGGGAUUUCAAUCUAGCAAAACGAAAGGAGAUGGUCCAGAACCGUCUUCCCAAGUCCGGACUGAUUCUCAGUUUGAAGUUGAGUUGAGCUCGUACGAGGCUGCUUGUAGACAUGAUUCAGCUUUACAACAGUUCAAUGCAACACUCCAGGAACGUGCUAACAGUGUCAUUGGCACACUUGCUGCUGGUUUGGCUGUUCAAUCCUUAUCUUUUGACUCGUUCAAAGAGGUUAUUGGACAUCUUCUUGAAACGAACCAGGAAGCGGUCAAAAUCAUUUUGGAUUGUCAGAAAGAUAAAUGGAACAAUCCGGACUUGUUAUCUUUGGUGGAGGAAUAUUUUGAGAACAGUAAAACGACUUUGGACUUUUGCACUGCCCUUGAGAAUUGCCUCAAACGUGCUCGAAACAACCAAUUAAUUGUUCAGUUGGCAGUUAAGUAUUUUGACGAAGAGGGAGGGUUACAAGUUUGGACUGAUGAGAAGAAAUUUGUGAAGACCUUAGAAGAACUAAGGAAAUUUAAAGCAGCUGAGAAGCCGUUCACAGAGGAGUUCUUUCUACUGUUUGACUCAGUCCGUGGGCAGCAAGAACUAGUUCUACAGAAAUUGCUAGAUCGGAAGAGAAUCCUCCAUAAGAAAUUGAAAUCUCUGAAAACAAGGAGGAGAGUGUCAUAUGUCUUGUUUGUAACAAUUUUUAUCUCAGUGUGGAUUUUUUCCGUGGUGGCAGCAGCCAUAGCUGCACCGCGUGUUGUAACAGCUUUGGCAAGUGCAAUGACAGUUCCUGUUGGUUCACUUGGAAAAUGGUGCAACUGGCUUUGGAAGCGCUAUGAGAAUGAGCUGAAAGGGCACGAGGAGUUGAUAGCUACAAUGGAGUUUCGUACUGGCAUUACGAUCUAUGACAUGGAAAACAUAAGAUUGCUUGUCAGCCGAUUGGAAAUUGUGAUUGAAUCACUGUUGCAAAUUGCUGAUUUUGCCCAUAAAGAAGAAGAUGCGGUGAAGCUUGCAAUUGAUGAGAUCAAAAGAAAGUUUGAAGUAUUUAUGGAAAUCAUCGAGAAAUUGGGUCGACAGGCUGACACGUGUAACCAUGAUAUUAGGAAGGCGAGGACUGUGAUUUUGCAUAUGAUGAUGAGACGUUCUGGCACUUCAACAGCUGGAUGCAGCCCCUGGGAACUCUUGCAAUGACAUAUUUCAGUGUUGAUGUUGUAUCAAUUUUAUGCUCUAGGUAAUGAAAUUCCACCUCCACGGGUGAGUAGAUCUGGACUUGAUCCUACAUAUAACAAUUACAUUUUCAGCUGAUCUAAUUUUGGUUCAUUUUUAGACCAUUUGCUUUUAUAGAAAAAAUCUUCCUGGAUUCUAGUGUCAAUGUUUGGAUCUGCUUCCUGGGUUUGGCUUAGAUUGCUGUAAUCAUAAAUGCACUUGUCAUCACAAAUGGUAAAGGUAGUUAUUUGGUUUAUGCAAGUAGCAUGAUUGGGGAAACUGUGAAUUUUAAGCAUCAUGCGAGUGGUCUGUAGAAAGAUCAUGGGUAAUUUAUCCCAAGGAGAAGUGGCAUCUGUAACUUCUUCGAGUAAUCUUUCUGUCUCUAUCUUUGUUGAUUCAAAGUAAAUAUUUACGCCGAUUUGGAGAUUUCUUAAAACAAAAUUUUAACUUUUUGUAACUUGAUUUUCACAUAUGGUUUACAGAAUGUUACUCAUUGAGGGUUUCUAAAAUUAUUAAUAAUAUCAAGAAAAGAGAAAAUAAUUAGAAAUAAAAAAUCCUCCGCUUUUUAUCCAUAUUCAUAAGAAAAAUUUAAAUUUAUCCAGUUUUUGCUCUCAAUG